Molecule: messenger RNA, 1324 nt
Organism: Oryctolagus cuniculus (rabbit)
Lineage: Eukaryota; Metazoa; Chordata; Mammalia; Lagomorpha; Leporidae
Source: RefSeq, a predicted model, not a curated record
ACCUCGGACUCAGUCUCCCCACCUCCCCCUACAACAGAUGGCUUCUCCCUGCCGCAGGUCCACCAGACCCCAGACCCUGGCCUGCCUUCUGCUCGGUGUGGGUCUCUUGGCGCUGCACCUGUCGCUCCAGCAAGCCCAGAGGUCCCAGCGGGAGGUGGAGCCGGAGGAUCCGAUUGACCACGCCCCCACCACUGCGGCCGCCGUGCAACCGCAGCCACGCCACGCAGCGCCCCCGUGCGUGGCCAACGCCUCCGCCAACACCACUGCCGGCUUCGAGGGGCUGCCGGCGCGCAUCCAAGACUUCCUGCGCUACCGCCACUGCCGCCAGUUCCCGCUGCUCUGGGACGCGCCGGCCAAGUGCGCCGGCGGCCGCGGCGCCUUCCUGCUGCUGGCCGUCAAGUCGUCGCCCGCCAACUACGAGCGGCGUGAGCUCAUCCGACGCACGUGGGGGCAGGAGCGCAGCUACGGCGGGCGGCAGGUGCGCCGCCUCUUCCUGCUGGGCACGCCGGCGGCCGAGGAAGCUGCGAGCGCGGCGCAGCUGGCCGAGCUGGUGGCGCUGGAGGCGCGCGAGCUCAGCGACGUGCUGCAGUGGGCCUUCGCCGACACCUUCCUCAACCUCACGCUCAAGCACGUGCACCUGCUCGACUGGUUGGCGGAGCACUGCGCGCACGCGAGCUUCGUGCUCAGCUGCGACGACGACGUGUUCGUGCACACGGCCAACGUGCUCCGCUUCCUGGAGACGCAGGCGCCCGACCGCCACCUCUUCGCCGGGCAGCUCAUGGACGGCUCCGUGCCCAUCCGCGAAAGCUGGAGCAAGUACUUCGUGCCGCCGCAGCUCUUCCCCGGGCCGGCCUACCCGGUGUACUGCAGCGGCGGCGGCUUCCUGCUGUCGCGACACACCGCCCGGGCCCUGCGCGCGGCGGCCCGCCACACGCCGCUCUUCCCCAUCGACGACGCCUACAUGGGCAUGUGUCUGCAGCGCGCCGGCCUGGCGCCCAGCGGCCACGAGGGCAUCCGGCCCUUCGGCGUGCAGCUGCCCGGCACCCAGCAGCGCUCCUUCGACCCCUGCAUUUACCGCGAGCUGCUGAUCGUGCACCGCUUCGCGCCCUACGAGAUGCUGCUCAUGUGGAAGGCGCUGCACAGCCCCGCGCUGAGCUGCAGCCGGGGACACGGGCUCCCUUGAGGCCACGGGGCGGCGCUGGGCCGACGGUUGGCCUCGCUUCGUGGCCGCCACACGGGAGGCAGGUUUUCCGUGCUGUGGACGCACCUCGCCUACUCUCAGCACCUUCGUCGCUCAGCCGGGGCCUCUGAACCUUGAGUGCGU